Molecule: messenger RNA, 11728 nt
Organism: Uranotaenia lowii
Lineage: Eukaryota; Metazoa; Arthropoda; Insecta; Diptera; Culicidae
Exons: 11
Source: RefSeq, a predicted model, not a curated record
UCAAUUUCUUCCUUCUGAAUUGUCUUUUAGCGAACCCAAUUUGCUUUGUACUCAUCGAAUCAUGGCUUAUGGGAGCUCGUUGAAUAAAAGAGUAUUACAGUUUUGAUUACCUAGCUGUUGUUUCACGAUAGUGCGCUUAGUGGAAAACGGCAUUUUUUUUAGUAGCAGAGAUACAGACACUGCGUUCUAAGAUCAAUUCCCUUGGAACAGGGAAGAUGUUCUAGGCAGAGAAGAGAAGUUUCAUUAAAUCAACAUCUAAAAGGAGAAAAAUACCGACAAUUUAAAAUAGUUGACAGCGGUGUUGACCUUGGCAGCUCAUUGAAAACAAUGAACACUUCCGGUCGCUUUCAGUCGGCUAAAAACCUCCAACCAGCUCGAUCCUUGCGGACACCUGGUGUUAACCGCAAUGGUCCGGGAAAUUUUCCGGGUCUCGUAGUGGAUGAUCAGGGACAAAAUCAGCAACACCAGCAGCAGCUUCAAUAUCGUUAUGGCCUCAAUGGCAAUAAUCUGCCUCUGCAGUCGGUUCAGCAUCGCAUUCAAAUCAACGGUAACAAUGGGAACAAAAAUGAGCACUACAAUCGUUACGGCACCAACGGUGGGUUCCGACCCCAAUCAUCGGGCUCAGGUUCCUACAAUGGUUAUAACGGCAAUCAAAAGGCCGUUGGGCAGCGACGACACGACGUGUUGCGAUCCGCAAACAACAGUUUCGGAAGCAAUACAAGUUUGGCGAGUAACCGAGGCAGCACCAGUCGUGAGGCCCAGUCCAUGGCAACAUUCACUUCAACAAACCUACCAUCAGUCGGCUCUAUUCAUGAGGUCUAUGUUUCGCAUAUCGAUAAUGGACCAAAGCGUUUUUCAGUUCAACUGAAAUCCACAGAAAAUACUCUUAAUCAGAUGAUGAGUGCAUUGGAAAAUGUGGCAUUACGAAAUCUCACUCGGAAACUAACACCUGGUUUGGCGUGCAUCGCUCGUUAUUCUGAAGAUAAGAUGUUGUACCGCGCACUCAUCAUGAAAAUCACUGUUGCAUCGUGUUUGGUAUCUUACGUGGAUUAUGGUAAUACCGAAAAAGUGGAUUUCACGGAUCUUUAUGAAAUUCCAGCAGAGUUACUAAAACACGAAGUUUUUUCUGUACGAUACACUUUGUCAAAUGCUAAAGCUCUCGAUGACAUCAAUGCUGACGUUGAUGGCAUCUUCGCCUCACUUGUAUUGGACAAAACACUCAGUAUGAAAAUUACAGCACCCGAAGGACCAGCUUUUGCUCCGUAUUGUGAGCUUUACGAUCAGGAUGAGAACAUUUUAGAAAAGCUCUUGAAAAUAAGCAAGUCCAAUCCACUUAAAUAUCCCUCAGCCAUCACGCUUGGCAAAGGAUGCUCGUGUAUGAUUAUCAUCCGAUAUAUUGAGUCGUGCGGAUUGUUCUAUGCUCAACCGAUUGAAUUAUCUCAAGAAUUUGACCAAUUCAUGGAUCAGUUAGCUUUAUUUUGUAGCCAAAGCCCGGCAUUGACUGUGCUGAAUGUUGGCGACCCCUGUGCCGUCUGUCUGAACGAAGUUGAGUAUUACCGGGGGGAAAUUGUCAGCGUUUCUGGAAACCAUGUGAAAGUACGGUUUGUCGAUUAUGGGAACACUAUGACAGUGCAAAAAUCGCAACUAAAGCGCAUCUCGAAAGCGUGGGUUGAUCCAAAACCACAAGUCGUUUCGUGUUGUUUAGAAGGAUUCCAGGGUGACCAUAAUACGAUGUCCACAUCUCAACUCGAAAUAUUGGUUGAAGAUCAUUGCGGUGAAAGAGUACAUCUUAAGAUGCACGUUUUAGACUUCGCUAAUGAAUUAGCAAUAGUUAAUUUGUUUGACGAGUCAGUUAAUCCUACGUUAAAUUUUUCCAAACGAUUACUAAAACUAAAAAACCCUGCAAAAUUCAUCAAAGAUCAACACAAAACAUCCCCUACCUCCAAUUCCAAUCGACAGCAGCGACAUCAGAGUCAAAACAAUCAGCCCCAACCAGCAAUACCAUCAAAUAACAAUGUAGCACCUGCUAUCAACAAUCGAAACCCAUUCUUCACCAAUUCCGUCACCUCGGAAGUUACUAACAUUUCGCAAAUAACACCUCCACCAAUGCCAAAUGAAAGUGAGGUGAUCGAUCUGACGGCUGAUGAUCAGUGGGCAUCUGGUGUGCAACCGAUAGGUCAUCAAAGUUCUGGAUAUGAGAAAAAUCACACCACUGUUGAAGCAACCGCGACAAACUUGACAAACAACCGAACACCUGCAAAUACGACCGCAGAAGGUAUUCGUUCUGUUCGGGAUAGUCAGCAUAAUAACAAUCGAUCGGAUGCGCACAGUAGCUUUGGUAGUAACAAAAAAGAGCGCUCCCAACGGACAGACAUUCCACUUUUCAGCAAAAACAGAAAUCUAACACCCUACUAUGUUGAACAUGACGAUCGGUGCCCUAUUGAAAUCAGCAAUGAUCAUUGGGACAAAUCUUCCGAACAACCAAAGGCCCUACAAAACGGAAGUGAAUCCGGGUUCAAAUCACAAUCUACUGAAAGGUACGUUAUUCUGUUCAGUUGAAAACAUAUUUCUAGUUUAUUAAAACAAAACCCUUGCAUCCAUAGCUCCAAAUUGUCGACCAACAACAAUGAACCCAGUGAAGACUAUGUAGAAUUCGAUGCCGGCUAUGCAGAGCAAUCCAUUCCGAUGAACACCAAAGUUGAAAUCAAACUAACUUCGUGGAUUUCUCCUGAUGAGUUUUACGUUCGAUUGAAGAGUGAAGAAAGCAAAUUUAAAGAGAUGUCGAAGCAAAUCCAAGAAUUCUAUAGGUACAAAGAGUCGUUUUCCGGUGAAGUUCUACCAGUAGGAUCCGUGCUGGUAACGCGCUACCAAAAGGACAAUACGUUCUACAGGGCAAAAGUUUUGAAAUACAACGAAUCACUGAACAAAUACAAACUUGAACUGAUUGAUUGCGGCGUUAAAACUAUAGUCACCGGUAACGACCUAUGGAAGUUAGAACGACGUUUCAGUAAGCUUCCGAAGCUGGCCGUUCAUUGCUUCUUGGCCAACGUCAAAUUGAACUGCGAUGUGAAAGAGCUCCAAACCAAAAUCUUCAAGUACUUUGACCACAAACAUCCAAUCGAGUGUGUCUUUCUGGAGAAUAGCGACGAAAAGUUUGUUUGUGAUGUGACAAUUGGAGGAUCAACCCUCAAAAUGAUGCUUUUGAAAGAUAACUUAAUUACCCAAAUUUUGACAGAUGUUGAUCUUAAUCGGCUCAAGGGACAAACUUUGAAACUAAAAGUCAUUCAAAUAGACGGACUCGAUCUGUUCCGUGUGACGAUUGCUGGUAGCGAAGCCAUUCUCAAUUGCCGUCACGUAGAGUAUCAAGCAUACGCAGCGUCCGUGGUGGAGGAUGUGCAAUCUCGUUGGCUGGACCAGUACUGCUAUGGCCAGGUAGAAGAUGUAUCGAGUGAUGAAAGGUUGAUACUUACUUUGCUGGUUUCGCCACUAUCCACCCAAGUGCCUCCGACAAUUGUAGAAAUGCCUAUUUUGAAGAGCACAUUUAAUGUAUUGAUCACCCACGUGCAGGAAGUAAACUGUUUAUUCGUUCAAAAUUCCAAGUGGGCCUCUGAUAUUGCCAAAUUGCUGGACGAUUUGUAUGAGUUCUACGAAAGCAACGGAGAAGUGAUUACCAAUUUACAAAUGAAUGAAUUGUGUGCUUCCAAAUCCAGCGACGGAAACUGGUACCGUGCUAAAAUUAUAUCACUGCAAGAAAUUGAUAAUAUUGAGGUGCUUUUCGUGGAUUACGGUAAUUGCGAACGUGUCAAACAUGAAGACCUUAAAGUGUUGGAAUCUCAGUUCCGCGUUCAUAGCGCUUUUGCCCAUCGGGUCUAUCUUCCGUUAACAAAUCUUAAUAACGGCGAAGAGGACAAAGUAAAGGUUGAAAUUGCUCAAAUCACGAGCGGCUAUGAGUUAGAGUUGAAAGUACUGGACUACAGAAACGAUAUCUGGAUCGUGGACAUAGCUUCAAACGACUACAGUAUAGUACAGGUUUUGAAAGAUAAACAACUGGUUAAAGAUUUAGACCACGAGGAAAUUCUCAAUCAAAAAACAAAUGUGGUACCUGAGAAUGGUACCGAUUCAUUUGCGGAACAGCUGGGAGAUGAUGGAGAAGAUCAAAAACACCAGAGACAAAAGGCUUACGUCAGUCAUGUCGACAAUCCGAAUCAGUUUUUCAUUCAAAUGGGCACUGAUGUCGAUGAUCUGUAUCAACUACAAGAAAAUCUACAAAUCAUAGCUCAAGCUUUGCCUCAACUGAAGGAUUUUUCAGUGAACAGACAUUGUAUUGCUCCGUACUCAGCUGACGAAUUGUGGUAUCGUGCAAAGAUUAUCGACAGUCACGAUGAUCUUAUUAUUCAAUUCGUUGAUUACGGCAGUAGCGAUGUCAUUACAAGCAACAAAAAAUUUGAUCUCAAGGACGUAAACGAUAGUUUGAUGAAGUUCAAAAUUUACGCCAAGCACUGCUCCCUCAUCGUUUCACCAACCGGGGGUAAGAAGAACUGGAAUGAAGAGGCCAUCAACAUGAUUCGGGAUUUAAGCGAAAUUGAAGUUCAAUUUUUGGCUGAAUCACAAGGAGUACACUACAUAAAUAUGAAAAGCGAAGAUCGCGAUUUGGCAGACGAAUUAAUAUCUAAAAAUUUUGCAAUGAAAAUGGAAUUUGUGCCUUCCGGACAACGCUGCUUCACUAGCCACAUUGAAUCGAUUCGUGAAUUUUAUCUGCAGCUGGAACGCGACAUAACUCCGCUCGAUGUUAUGGCAGAUUACAUGGUUCGAUUCGCAGAAUUCCCUACGGUAUCACAUCCUAAAGUAGGAUCUAUUUACUUGGCAGAAUAUCCUGAAGACAGCCUUUGGUACCGUGUUGAAAUAUUGGAGAUAAUAGAUACUGGCAAAUACGAAGUAUUUUUCUUGGAUUACGGCAAUACUUCCGAGGUAAGCAAUGUACGUGAAUUGGAGACUUCUAUCGCUGAGCUACCCCGACUUUGCACUAAAUGUACUCUGAAACUGCCGGAAGGUGUGAAAAUGUGGUCACACGAAGCCGAAACAAAGUUCCGAGAAAUUUCAGCCAUGGGUGAAACCGUUUACACAGCCCAGUUACAUUCCCCCGGUACUGUUGCGACGAUUGAGCUUUUCUUGGAUGGAGUCAACAUCAACGAGCAACUGAUGGAUCUCUGCGAGAAAGGUGCAUCCAGUGUGAUGAAUUCCAGCUUCUAUUUGAGCGAAGAUAGAACAUUGGACGACACCGGUGCUUUGGAAGGUUACGUAAUUGUCAGCCAUUCGAAUUCUCCCGCUGAUUUUUACAUCCAGUUCGAGAACUCGUUCGAUGCGCUUAAAAAUAUGGAAGAACUGCUCAUGAGUAAAGCAACUCAAUGUGAACGUAUAGCUCAUCAAGACAUCUAUGAAGGAAUGUACUGUCUGGCAUAUUCUGCAUCUAAAGUCAAAAAUUAUCGAGCCCAGGUUAUUUCCAUCAACGAUCGCCAGUACAAGGUGCUAUUGAUUGACUAUGGAUUUACAUCGAUAGCAACCGAUUUGCGCAAGAUGCCAACGGAAAUUGAAAACAUUGCGUUGCUUGCUAAAAAAUGCUGUCUCGAGAAGUAUAAUCCGAACGAAAAUGUACUGGAUGUGGUGAUAAAACGUUUUGAUGCUCUCGUAGAAGGCGGUCGAAGACAAUUUUCAUUCGAAAUAGUGCGCAACGAUUGCGAACCAACGAUCAUAAGAUUGUUUACGGAAGAUAAUCGUAACGUCAAGGAUAUCAUUGAAACCGAGAUCGAUAGCGGUUUUGAAAAUAGUGACACACAAGCUGUAACUCCAGCAAUUGAACUUUCACUAGACACACCGUCCGAACCUGUCAAAACAUCCGCCCGUGUUAAACCGAAGCAAGCAUUCUUUCGAACAAAGAGCGACUUGGAAUUCGAACCCAUGAGCCACCGGGGUAGCGAAAGAAUUUCUCCAUGGAAUAAUCGCAAUUCACGCAACAGCAGUACUGGGAACGAUAGUGCAGGCAAUAGCUACAAUAGAGACCGUGGCAGUUGGUCUGGAGGAGGAAGAUAUGGCGGUGGCGAACAGUGGCAUGGGAGUGGAAACGCCAACCGAGAUACCAGCAAUAGGAGAAAUUUCCGGGGAGGUUAUGCUUCCCGAAACGAUCGACGCAAUUUCGAUGACAGACGGAAUGCACCAUAUCGAUGGUCCGGCAGCAAUACCGGAAAUGAUGGUCACUAUUCCUCUCAUUCGAAACAUCACACAAGCAAUCGAAAUACCGGCACCGGCAGCAGCAAUAACAGCAACAACAAUAACUGGCGCCAAAGAAAUAGUUCCAGUAGCCAUCGAAAAUUGGAUGGUUCCCAGUUCCAAAAUGAAACGUCUGUGCCAUUGGGGAGUCCUAGGCCGGCCUUGGAGAUGGAUUUGAUGCACCAGCUGCCUCCUGUGUCCGCGAUUGAUUUCGAUGAACCUUUGCUCCAAUCAGUGGAAACAACCAGCAGCCAGGAGAGUAAACAACCGAUCGAGGGCAGUAAAACUGGUGCAGGUUCCGAGAGUGCUGAUUGGACGCCAAAUAGUCUCACAAGCGGGGGGUUUCAGGGAUUUCCAGACGUGGAGCAAACUAAAGCUUUUGAGGACGAACGGAAUGAUUCUCGGCCGGAGAGUAAAACGGAAAUGUCCCCUCAGGAGACGGAAUUGAUCAAACUGAUUGAAGAUGAGGCGUUGAAAAUGAUUGGUGAUACUGAGCAACCAUCCUGUUCUGUUUCUGCUGAGCCAAACAGUGGUAGUAAUUUGGCCAACAGUCAACAACGCCAGGCGACAAUCGAGCGCAGUGCCGAACAAAUCACCAGAAAGCUCAUCAAUCAAUUGACCACGAUGAACAAAUAUAGUUUAAAGCAAAUGAUCAACAACCCAGACAGCAAAUAUGAAACUGCCCUGAAAACUCACGCCCGUCAAAAGCUGCGAGCCGAAGUUCGACGACAGCUUCGUAACUUCAGUCAAAACGAGAGCACUACACCGGCGAAGGCUGCAGCGGAUGGGGUGCUAGAACCGGACGAAUGUGUCGAUUCGGAUAAAAUUCCUGAAGCUCUACUAGAGCAAAUCGGAAAAGUUUUAGAUUUGAACUUGCUUGAUUUGAAUGUUGGCACUGAAGAGCCAUCUGCUUCUGCGGUUGCUGAGGAACCACUUGCUGUUUCAGGUGCUGGUGGAGCCGCUGUUGAAGAAGAUGAUUGUUCAGCUGAAGUUUUGGAUAAGAACCUCCGACUUACCGAUGAUGAUGGGCAGCUGAAUUUAAAUCCGGAAGACUUAUUUGCCCGGGCAGAGCAACUGCUAAUGAAUGGUGUAGACGAAAGAAAGUCAAUACUAACAUCUCAUUCUCCAACGGAGGAUGUGUUACGUAAAGAAGUUUUUGAUUCAUUCGUUAACGAACUUGAUGAGCUGGAAAAACAAGAUCAACUAGGAGAAAAGGAAGAAGGAGAACUAAGUGAACCGGAAGCGGAAUCUCAAGCUAAAACUUUUCCAUGUUUUUUGCGAAUUAGUACAGUGGAAGAAUUGAAUAAAAAAGUUGACGAUUUUGGAACAAAUGCGAAUGAACAAGUAGUGGAUGUUUUUGAAACCGAUCGAAAAGAAGGUAAUAACUCAUCGCCACCUGAGGAAACUUUGAAACCUUCAAAUGAACCUUUGGUACUGCCUACGUACCAAGUUUCGUUAGAAAAGGAACUUGUUUCAAACGUGGAACAACACCAACCAGUGAUAAUCAAACAAUCUACUUCGUCUGAGAUUCUGCUGACUGACAAACCAAGGCCUCAAACACAUUUGGACGAAAUCCACAAUGUUGAAAUCAAUACUUCAACUCAUACUUCAGAAACUACGAGUAUUGAAGAGUGUCGUUAUGUGGAAACAAACGCUGUUGCUAAAGAAAUCCCCCUAAAAGAUAAAGUUGCUGGGGAAGCUGAACGAUCGAUAAAAGACUGUUCUUCAGCGGCAAUUUCUAGUGAAACCCAAUUGGAAAUCCUACCGAACAAAGCAGAAGAAACAGCUCGCGAAAAAAUGUGUCAAAAUGAAGGUGCUCAAGUUGAAGGCAAGCCAAUUCGCGCUCCAACCCAUCCGGAGCUGGCUACCCGUAAAUCUAAAGGUUCUAAAUCUUAUAAGCCCAAUCUAGUUCUCCACGACCACACAAAGAAUGAUAAGAAAUCAUCAAGAAAGUCCUCGCCUAUGCGAUCUUCCGAUCAAGAAACAUCAAAAUCGAUCAAAAAUCAUUCACCAUCCAAAGAUAAGAGCCAUCGAUCUCGAGAUUCAAGCGCUAAAGAUGCAGCCUGCAAUAAAAACGAGAGCAACAAUUGUUUCCCAACUAUUGAUGGUAAUACGACUUCAACAACAAGCAGUGAUAGCUCUCUUAAAACAACCCCCUCAAAUGAAUCAGUCAAAAUCCCAACUUCAACUAAUACUUUUUCCACCACUGUUACGCCGUUGAAAAACGAGCCAGAUCACACCAGUUCUCGAUCGACCCGGGCGAGGACUCCCGGACCGCCAACUGUUACAGGACAGGUGCUGAGACGACAAAAUGAUACACCAGAAUCGGUUGUUGCUAGCUCGACCGCAUCUGAAAAGAAGAAAAAGAAAAAGAAGAAACGCCAUACGCCUGAACUUGAAAUGAUGGUUUUGGAAUGUGAUCUGCGGGUGUCCCGUCCGGCUGUAAGUGCCACUCCACCGCCAGUCCAAUCACGUGACAUUACCCCGAAUCGUAGCAGCUCAAAGAAGGCGGCCGAACCGGAAAACGAAAGCACUAGCAGUAGCAACAAACAAUCAUUGGCCCGUGAAACCCGUUCAAAAUCGGUAGAUCCAAAAUCGUACGGCGGACGCAGUAGCAGUGAAUCUAAACGCGACAAAAAAGACAAAGAAAAGGACCGCCAUCACGGCCACAGAUCCAAAUCGGACAAAGAAUCGUCAUCAAAGAGAGAAACGAACAAAGAAGAUACCAAGGAAACGGAGCAGGAAGCUGGUCCGAAGACGAUAAACAGCUCCAGUGAUAAAGAAUCUAUUCCGGAAGAGGUGAGAAAAGAAGGACCAUCAAUCGAUGGUGAUGACCAAGAAGUGCCAUUGAAAGGUUCGAGAACAGAACGCGAAAAAGGCUCGAAAUUAUCGAUGAAUUCUUGGAAGCAUCAAAGUAGUGUGAUGAAAGAGUCUUCAGUAAAAGGAAAGGACAAAGAAAAGGAAAAAAAUACUUCCAGAGAAAAGGAGAAAGAUUCUCUAAAAGAAAAGGAGAAAGAUGGCCAUAAAGAAAAAGAGAAAGAUACUAUCAAAGAAAAAGAAAAAGAUGAUGCUAGACAAAAGGUGAAUGAUAAUGCUACAGGAAAAGAGAAAGACUUGAUAGAACAAAAAGAAACUACGGACGAGAAUAAUAAAGAAGUAGUCAAAGAAAAAGACCCCAAAGAAUUUUUAAAAAAGGAUGUCACAAAAGGAAAGGAAAGCGUAAAAGAGAGUGAGGAAGCUGUAGUUAAAGAAAAAGAAACUAAAGCAAACACGAAACAAAAGGAAAACAAAUUAAGCUCAAAGAAGAAAGGGCCAAAUCCAUCUUUUAAAAAAACCGAUUCAAUUGAUGCUGGAAUAUCCAAGGAUAAGAACAAACCAACAAAUUCUAUAGCAGAAAUUACAGAAGAAAAUACAGUGAAGGAUAAGCCAUUGUUAGAAGUAGAAGUGGAACAACCACGAAAACGGAAAAAAAGUUUACUCCGGGGACCUAACUUGAAGAAAGGAAAAAGAGAAACUUUAACUCCGGAGAGUACCCUAGAAACCACUCAAAAAGAAAAGGACGAAAGUGUGGCAAAAAUAGAUUCCAAGUGUAAUGAAUCUGUGGUUCCAAGUUGCCCGAAACCGGAAAUUUCAACAGCUUCAAUGAUUUUUGUAGAUCAAACGGUCAACGAAAAUACGAGAAACGCAUCUCCUCGACCGUGGAAGUCACCGGGUGAGAAGAAAUUGAUUCCUGGUGAGCCAUCCGCCUUACCUACCAUGCGAUUGAUGACUCCUCCUAGAGUUGAGCGAGUGCCGGUCAGUGUGCCUUCAAUGCCAUCGCCAGAUGUUCCUAGGCAACAAAACAUUAUUCAUCAAAACCACAAUCAAAUUCAAGACGCGCUGUCUAGAAUAACAAUUCCUGCAGUUCAACCGAUCCAAUCACCGGUGAGCAAUUUCGGUCAUGCCAUGGCGCUUCUGAAUCAAAUGCAAGAAAUAGAUAACAAAAUGAGCGAUCUUCAGCGUCGUAAAAUGCAAAUAGACAGCGAAAUGAUGAGGCUCAACUCUGAAAAGUUUCAAAUUGAUCAAAAUUCAAUGCAGCUUCAAAAUAAUCGGUUCAUGUUACUAAAUGCUCUCAGGGCAGCUUUAGUCGAUUGUGAGAGGAACACUUUAGCUGUCAUGCACAAUACUGCCCAAACAUCAAACAGGAGCAAUUCAACAUGUAAUGAACAGUCUCAAGAAGAAUCAGAUCAGGCACCAAAACCCAAACGACGAAAAGGAAGCGUAGAACCAACACCUUUUUUAAUACAAUCCCCCCCUGCAUCUGCUACAGAACUAUCAGAGACGGAAGAACAAUACACUUCAUCUAAUACACCCGGUGGUGGAAGCGAGAGGACAAUCCGUCGUAUCACAAAAAUCGGGAGCAAUUCUCAGAUUAUGCAACUAUUCCAACGUCGUCGUAUGAUUUCUGAAAAAUCUGUCGAAGAGUGUCCUCCUGAAGAUAAUUUGGCGUCUUCCGAUGGUACCAACAAACAAGCUGUGAAAUCACCUGCACCAAAGCGCAGACGCACUCGGACUACAACGGUAGCCGAACUUGAGCUAUCACAACCCCUAGUGCCGCCACUUAGUGGAAGGCUUCGAAGUGACUCAACCAAAUCUAUAGAUUCUAGCAAAUCGGUUGAACUUGUAGAACCAGUGAACCUACCCAUAUCGUCACCAAGUCACUCGAGUAAUAAUGCUGCUGUCAACGCACCUAUCCGCAAGGACGAGGAAGUGCUUUUGACAAGUCUCAGCGGUAGUCGGUUGACGCGGCCUUUCCGAGUUGUUGUUAGCAAACUCAAAGUUGGCCGAAAAACCUGAUACGAAACUGCGAUUACCGGUCGUCGCCCAAUGGUUUAUACCAUUGGCAGACUCAGAUCCAAGCGGAAGUCUUUCGUAUAGCUACUGAUUAUUUUCGCGCAAACCUAAGCUGAGCUUGAUCUUGUUUAUUAUAAUAUCUACUAAACAUUUUUAAAACACUAUCUGCCAAUUCGAAAUGUAUUGGUAAAAUUAUGUUUAAGUUAAAGAAAUUUGUUUCCUUCGUUGUUAUGAACUUACAGAAAUACAGGAAUAUUGCGUAGACGGAUCGCGGUCAGCAAACAAAAAAAAAUAGGAGAAACACGCGAUGAAUGUUGGUUCCUCCCUUAUAAUUAGUUUUUCACAAUGUAAAUACACCUUUAUAUUUAAAUUGUAACAUUCAAUUUGAAAAAAAACCAUAACACUGGACAUUUGUAACAAGCUGUAGAAACAUACUAUGUACGCAGUAAGUUAUAUUCUUCUUUAUUACUACUACAAAGAGAGAUCCUUGGUUUUGUUAUUCCGGCAUCUUCUUUAAGAGUACCGAUUCCAUGAAAAAACCAGAAGAUGAAUCAAGAGAUUUGUUUUUGUAAAUGGUAAUCUACAAAUUUAAAACAAAUAUAAUAAUCAUACUUCUAGAGAGUGAAUGUUA